CUCCUGUCAAUAUUGUCAUUGUCAUUACGAACCAUGUCAAUUCGACCAGUUGCACCUGGAAACGCAAAACAGCAAUGCUGCUCUCAUCUCUGAGCCUCUGUUUAUGCUUAUGGACGGUGUUUGCAAGCGCUCUUCCGGCGCAACUUCGAGCAAAUAACAAAGAAAUCUCCCAGCAAACCUUCGAACAGUUGGAGGAACUCGCCCGCAUCGUCGAUAUAUCAUACUGCGUCGGCACAAGUGGGAUCCAAAAGCCUUUCAAAUGUCUUAGUCGAUGCAGCGACUUUGAAGGCUUUGAACUCGUUACCACUUGGAACACCGGACCACUCCUCUCCGAUUCUUGCGGCUACAUCGCUGUCUCGCAUCCUCCUCACCAGCCACGAGUCAUCGUUGCCUUCCGCGGGACAUAUUCGAUUGCAAAUACCAUCGCCGACCUAUCCACGAACCCGGCCGAAUAUGCGCCUUUCCCUUCAGACAGCGACAAUGAUUCAGUCUGUACAUCUGUUGAACCACAUAACGCUAAGCUUCCUCUACUACCGCAGCUGCUGAAGCAGUCUGAUAAGAGAGAUUUGCCAGAAGUAGAAUGCCCGAACUGUACUGUUCACGCCGGUUUCAUGACAUCUUGGAGAAACACUCGCUGCACAAUUGUUCCUCACGUCGAAAAGGCGCUGAAAGAGAACCCGGAUUACGAAUUAGUCCUGGUUGGUCACUCGCUAGGAGGUGCAGUUGCUGCUUUGGCUGCUCUCGAAUUUCAAGCGCGCGGAUGGACACCUCAUGUCACCACCUUUGGCGAACCUCGGAUAGGGAACAUGGCUCUCAACCAGUUCAUCGAUAAGCGUUUCCAGCUGAACACGACUCAUCCAGAAGAGUCAUUGUACCGCCGAGUGACGCAUGUCAACGACCCGGUCCCUCUCCUACCGCUGGAAGAGUGGGGCUACCGUAUGCACGCUGGUGAAAUAUAUAUCUCAAAACCUUCACUACCUCCUGCACGUGCUGAUAUGCACCACUGCAACGGCGACGAGGACAAAUCCUGCAUUGCCGAUGGAGUAUCUACUCCGGAUGAGAAUGAGACCGACGUGGACGACGAACUCGAAGUGUCGGGGGUCAAAGCCCUGUGGGGCAUUGGCCAACGGUACAAGCUAUGGGAACUAUUCUUCGCACAUCGAGACUAUUUCUGGAGAUUGGGUCUUUGUGUUCCUGGAGGAGAUCCCUGGGACUGGUCCCGGGGCAAGUAUAAUGUGAGUGAUGUGAAUGAUGAGCUAUGAAACUGGCGACAAUGAAGCACAUCGACUGUAUGAUUUCUUUGGAAAAGCAUGGAGUUGGGGAUGGCUUUUGAUAUUGGGUUCCUGGCUCGUACAUACUAUAAUAAUGAACGCUUUGGCUUUGUCAACA
Exophiala xenobiotica is the source of this 1389-nucleotide messenger RNA. RefSeq lists its product as uncharacterized. Lineage: Eukaryota; Fungi; Ascomycota; Eurotiomycetes; Chaetothyriales; Herpotrichiellaceae. The transcript has a single exon. The record is from RefSeq and is a predicted model, not a curated record. Gene Ontology annotation, biological process: lipid metabolic process. Bases 75 to 1262 code for a protein of 395 amino acids.